AUGUUGCUAAACGUGGUCAAAGGACCACAGAGUUAUAAAGACCUGAAGACAGUCAAUGAGAGGGUGUGUGAAUCAUUUAAGGAAGCAUGCUAUGCAUAUGGAUUGCUAAAUGAUGAUCGCGAGUGGAGUGAAGCAAUUACAGAAGCCAAAUCAUGGGCGACUGGGCCACAACUUCGCCAGCUUUUCGUUACCAUGCUGCUGUUUUGUGAGGUCAGUAGUCCUAUUAAUUUGUGGAACGCCCAUUGGGAAGACUUCUGUGAGGAUAUUUUGUAUAGAAAGCGAAAGCUUUUCAUGUUCCCUGGAUUGCAGCUUUCAGAUGAACAGAAAAAGAACUACUGUUUAAUGGACAUUCAAGAUCUGCUCCACAAAAACGGAAAAUCCCUCGAAGAUUAUCCAGAUCUUCCAAAACUUGAUCCAGCCUUAGUAACUAAUGACGACAACCGCUUGAUAAGAGAAGAGUUGACGUACAAUCGAAUGGCUGAAGCGGCGGAGCAUGAACAGCUUUAUGCAAGCCUGAACUCUGAUCAACAUUCUAUAUAUGAGCAGGUUCUGAAAUCUGUUCACACUAAAACGGGAGGCUUCUAUUUUGUGUAUGGCCCAGGAGGUACAGGAAAGACAUUCUUAUACAAGGCAAUCAUUACACGACUAAGAUCCGAAGGAUUGAUUGUCCUGGCAGUAGCAUCAUCAGGAAUUGCUGCGCUGCUACUUCCUGGAGGUAGGACAGCACAUAGUCGGUUUGUUAUACCCGUGGAGCUUUUUGAAACCAGCACAUGUGGGAUAAAACAAAACACACAUCUGGCAGAGCUAAUGCAGCAGGUAAAACUAAUCAUAUGGGAUGAGGCACCCAUGUGUCAACGGUAUGCUUUCGAGGCACUAGACAAAUCCUUAAAAGAUAUUCUAGGUUACAAGGACCCCACAAACAGAACACGUAUAUUUGGGGGCGUGACAGUUUUACUAGGUGGAGAUUUCCGACAGAUUUUGCCUGUUAUACCCAAAGGUAAGAGACAAGAAAUUGUGCAAGCGUGCAUCAACAAGUCUGAAUUAUGGAAACAGUGUCAGAUGUUCACUCUAACACGAAGCAUGAGAGUAAAUGAGCUGACUACAUCUGGAGACAUUGACACUCGGAAGCAACAGUUUAACAAAUGGGUCCUAGAUGUCGGUGAUGGGGCUGUACCUGCAAAAGCAAAACCAGGGGAAGACGAGCCCACUUGGAUUAAAAUCCCUCAGAACUUCAUCAUCGACUAUACAACGUCUCCAAUUGAUGAAAUUAUUUCAGAGACCUUCCCAGACUUUCUGGAAAGACAAGAUGAUGAAGAAUAUUUAAGGGAAAGAGCUAUCCUGACCCCCAAAAAUGAUGAUGCGGAUGAGAUAAACGAGACUAUGCUUAACAAACUUAACCGUCCAGGCAAGACCUACAAAAGCUCGGAUGAAGUAUGCAAAGCGUCUACCGAUAGUACAGAACAAGAAUCAUUGUACCCGGUUGAGUUUUUAAACACCUUAACUUUCCCUGGUAUGCCACCACAUGAGUUGCAUGUGAAAGAAGGGCUACCAGUCAUGCUGUUGCGGAAUGUGAAUCCAGCACAGGGCUUAUGCAACGGUACACGUCUUCUGAUUACUGGGUUGGGCAGGUUCAUUAUUAAAGCCAGAAUCAUAACCGGAUCAAAGAUUGGAGACACAGCCUUAAUACCAAGAAUCACUCUGUCCUCAACAAAAAGCAAAUGGCCAUUCAUACUUAAAAGGCGACAAUUCCCGAUAAAACCGUGCUACGCCAUGACUAUUAACAAAAGUCAGGGACAAUCACUGAAUUUCGUUGGCCUUUACUUGCCGAAACCAGUUUUCAGCCACGGACAACUCUAUGUUGCUCUUUCUAGAGUAACAACACCCGAAGGUUUUAAGGUCCUCAUGAUCGAAGACAACGACACGAACCUCAAACAUCAUACAAGAAACAUUGUAUACAAAGAGGUCUUCAACAACUUAUUUAACUGA
Molecule: messenger RNA, 1986 nt
Organism: Erigeron canadensis
Lineage: Eukaryota; Viridiplantae; Streptophyta; Magnoliopsida; Asterales; Asteraceae
Product: ATP-dependent DNA helicase PIF1-like
Exons: 2
Coding region: 1-1986 (661 amino acids)
Biological process (GO): telomere maintenance; DNA repair
Molecular function (GO): DNA helicase activity
Source: RefSeq, a predicted model, not a curated record